Messenger RNA from Marchantia polymorpha subsp. ruderalis, 5287 nucleotides. NCBI's taxonomy places the organism in Eukaryota, Viridiplantae, Streptophyta, Marchantiopsida, Marchantiales, Marchantiaceae. The record is from the annotation of a GenBank genome assembly.
UUGACAAGAGGGGCUGAAUCACUCAAGCAGAGGGCCAAGCAAGCAAGCAAGCAAGCCAAGGCAAGCGAAGCAAACCCAAGAGAGCCUGCCGGUGGUCAUGGACGAUCAUGUGCUUGUGCAGGGCACUUUAGCCCAUCCUCUCUUCCGCCCCUUCAGUUCCCCUCACCUUUCAACCCUUUCCCAAUCGCAGCCCACUUUGGCCAACAUUAGCAUUCUGGGCUCGUGCUGGGAACUCUUGAACAGAGUACAAGAGAACCACCACCACCACCGAGGUGCGUCAAUGACUAGGCGGUGCAUCCAGCCCCUAGCUGGUGAGUACAAGAGCAGCAAUUGAGCGGUUGCAUCAGUCAGACAGACGAGGCAGACGUAGAUCAGGCUCCGUGACGAGCACACAGUUUCGAAUUGCUCGCACACUCUGCAAAACUGGUGGCGCACAUACUCGACAUCUUCCCUAGUGCUGCUGCAAGAAAUGACGGUGCCAAUGUCCCCCUCCCACGAGCAGGCUCAGGCUCAGGCUCAGACUCCGCCUCCGCCUCCGCUUCCAAUUCCUCCCGUUUCUGCACCCUCUCCUCCUUCAGCACCUGCUCCUCAUUCUACUCUUCCUCCUCCUGUUCCAACUCUACCUUCUGCCAUUCUUCCUCCGUCCGAGGACUCUGCGGUGCGCGUUGCAGUGCGCGCUCGCCCUCUCAUCGAGAAAGAAAUCGUGGAAAAGUGUCAAGAGUGCGUCUCGUACUCUCAGGAUGGCCGCCAGAUCGUCCUCGGCAAGGACCGCAGGUUUACUUUCGAUUAUGUGUUUCCACCCAUUGUGGGCCAAGAGGACGUGUACAAUGAUUGCGUCAAGCCUCUCGUAGACAGCUGCAUUGCUGGGUACAAUGCGACAGUUCUUGCGUAUGGGCAGACAGGGUCUGGCAAGACCCACACCAUGGGUUGUGGCAACAAUACGUCGCUUUUGGAAGAGGAGUUGGGCAUACUCCCACGAGCUAUCCGCCAGCUCUACGAAGCUAUUGAGGAGCGCACCAACCAGGCCGAGUUUCUCGUGAAAUGUGCUUUUGUGGAGAUAUACAACGAAGAGGUCAAGGAUCUACUUCACCCGGACACUCCCUCUAAGCUAAUCUCGAUUCGAGAAGAUGCGAAUGGGGACAUAAUACUUGCUGGAGUCAAGGAGGAGGUGGUUACCAACUUCGAAAGUAUGAUUCGGUUUUUGGAGCACGGGUCUGUUUUCCGGACAACAGGGAGUACUUUGAUGAAUCAACAGUCAAGUAGGUCCCAUGCUAUCUUCACCAUUAUUGUUGAACAGCGUGCGGUUCAAGACGGUGCCCCCGGCACUGAUUGUAUCACAGCAAAGUUUCACCUGGUCGACCUGGCUGGCUCGGAGCGCGCUAAACGAACGGGUGCUGUUGGACUACGCUUCAAGGAAUCAGUAACCAUCAAUUGCGGUCUACUAGCGUUGGGAAAUGUUAUCAGUGCAUUGGGAGAUGAGCGCAAACGGGGACAUCAUGUACCCUAUAGAGAGUCAAAGCUUACUCGUCUGCUUCAGGAUUCUCUUGGUGGCAACAGCAGGACUUGCAUGAUCGCCUGCAUCAGCACAGCAGAUACGAACUUUGAGGAGACGUUAAACACACUGAAGUAUGCGAACCGUGCUCGAAACAUUCACAACAAACCAAUUAUUAACCGCGAUCCUCAGGCAGCACAACUAAACCAGCUGAGACACGAAGUCAGGGCUUUGCAAGUGGAGUUAUUGAACACGCGUAUGCAAAGCAUGGGACUGGAGCCCGUCACUGGACCUCAGAGUUUGGAGACACUUCUCCAGGAUGAAUCUCAUCGUCAGUUUCUAGAUGAUAUCAGGUCCAGAGCAGAUGCCUCAUCAAAUGUGUCCAACGAACUCUUGACUGUUCAUCGCAAAAGUCGCGAGAGGGAGCAGGAGUGCAUGAAACUGAAACAAGACAUGAAGACAUCGGAGUCUCUCAUCUCUAAACUUCAAGAGGAGAUCCUCGAGCUCCGUACAGAACGAGAUCACUACCAGUUGAAACUUGAUGAAGUCAAUGCAGAGAUGGUCAAUCUCACAAGACUCCUUCCAGAGUGGGAAAAUGCCGGAGGCAUUUCCUCUUCUCCAAGGGAACAUUUGGCUGAAAUGACCAAACGACUUGCUGGAGAAGUCGAUGCCGAGGGCAACGAUUCGGAUCAACUUUGCUCUCCUCCUAAUGGACAUACGGAGAGGUCUCCUUUGGUAUCAGUUCCGCAAAAACUUGCAACUGACAGAGAAUCGUCAGUUGAGGAGAGAUCAAUGGGUGUAACGAGUUCGCAUGGGCGUGCCUCAAGUAGAGGUACAAGGAACGUGAUCAACCAGCAUUUGAGAAGUAUUCGAGUACUGGAAGAACAACUGGCAGUAAAAGAGAGUGACGUCAGGGCACGAGAUGAGGCUUUGAUGGAAGCGAAAGAUGAUCUUGCGAGAGAUGAACGGAUUUUUGCCGAGAAGAUGAAAGAAAUCAAGUCAUUGAAAGCUCUAGCAAGAGAUUUGGCGAGUGAGAAGCAAGACUUAUUGAUAAAAUUGGAACAUGAUGCUGCAAUUAUAUCAAAUAUGUCGAAAGAAGCUAUGGCCAAGGACGAUCAACUAGCACGCCUGAAAAUUUCUCUGGAAGCACUUGUAUCAGGUAGAUCUGAUGGCCACAUAGGAUCUGCCAGGUCCAAGGCAGAUAACGAUCUCCGGCAGUACGAGGAUCUUCCUCAAGUCUGUGAAUCUUGUGAAGGGGGUAGAGGAGACAUUGGUGAUGGAGCUGAUCCAGUUGCUACACCCAACGUUGACACGGAGAAGCAGAAGUUAGAGGAACUUGCGGAGAGAAUGAAGGCUGAGGAGGACGAGAAGGAGAGGUUACUAUUUGAGAAGAUAGCUAUAGAAGAGCAAAAAUCACGUCUUGAAGAGGACGUCCGUCUUCAAACUCGUGAAUUCAAACGCAGCAAGCAGAUCAUGGAUAAGCAGCUGCAUGAAUUAGCAUUGAGUAUUCAGCAAAAGGAGGAACUUAUACAGGAGCUAGCUAGGAAUGAAGCUGAAGCCAAACAUUUGACUCUACAAUAUGAGUCGCGCAUGCUAGAGCUUGAAGCUGAGAUGAGACGGAAGGAAGAGGAAGUGGAGGCUCUCAAGAAGGAGCUCGAUGCAAUUGAUAAAAAUGCUGCUAGAGGAGUAGAAGAGAAGAAGAAACUUCGCGAGCAAUAUGAAGAGAAGGUCAAAAGAAUUACAAGCCAACUAAUAGCAUUGAAGAAACAACGUUGGGAACAAGAAUCACAACGGCUUGAACGGCAUAAAGCGAAAUCUGAAGUCAAAGUGCAAAAUUUACAGCAUGAAAUAACUCGGAUGAGAGCUCAACAAGACUCACUCAAGAAAAAAAUCAAAGAAACAACUGAUAUGUACGAGGAUGAACAUGAGCGUCAUCUGAAGAGUAUGGCUGCUCUGAAGCGUGAUUCAGAAGCUCAGUUGAAGCGAGUUCGUGAACUUGAGAUGGAGAAUCAGAAACAACGAAUGGUUGUUAGAAGGAAAAACGAAGAAAUGGCAGCUGCAAACAAAAAACUCAAGGAGCUUGGCUUAUUGGAAGUUGACACCUCGUCGAAGUUGAGCAACCGAGAAAGGAGUAUGGCUUAUGAUCAAGCUCAUAAAACUGCAAGGAGGGGCAAUACUACUGCAGUCCUGCCACUCCCAGAUGCGUCAUCUCCAGCUCUGGUGAGCAACGUGGAAAGAACAGUGACGACUCUUGAUCAGGAGAUUGGCAAGUUUCUAAAAGUCAAGGAAGCAGUUGCUUUGAAAAUUAAGCAGGAAGCAAAAAAAGAAGAAAUACUUCUAGAAAAGGAUGAGUGCUUGAACGAACGCUCCAAACUGGAGCUCAAGCAUGCAAGGGCCGUUCAUGACAUUGCUCAAGAACUGGAGAAGAGAACGUUGUACAUUCAAGAUAUGGAAACUAAAGUUGAACUCCUACAAACCAAAGCAGAAGAAGCCAGAGUACAGGGCAGGACGGAGAUUGCGCAGGAUCUACUUCAAGAGGUCAUGUCUUUGAGAGAUCAAUGUCAGCGGGAAAAACACGAGUGCGCGAUGCUUGAGGAAAGCCGCAAACCUCACAAACUUAUGACCAAAGGGGAAGCAUCAUUAGUAGGAGAGUUGGAUGAACGCAUUGAAGCUCUGGAUGCACAAGCAGAGUAUGUUACACUGUCCAUUGCAGAACAAGAGAAGAAUAUACAAGAUCCUGCAAGCACAUUAGAGCAGGUGCAGUCUCAGCUAGAAAAUCUUGGAUUGCAGGAGGCUAAGGUUGUCCUCAAAAAGUAUCUGGAGAAAUUUGUAGACAUAAAAGACAAGCAAAGACAGGAAGCUAAAUUAGUGGCAAACUUAGAGUUGCAACUCAAGGAGAAGACACAUGCGCUGGCUGAGGCAGAGAGCAACUCCAGACUUAAAGAGCUUGAGUUUGAUCGCCGGUUGACAGAGCUUCACUCACAACAUGCAAAAGAGGUUCAGUAUCUGCUGAAGCAAGUGGAAACCGUCUCUGUCACACCGAUUAUCGAGAGGCCAAACAAUCCAAGGGCGCCAAAUUCAUCACCUGAAGUUCAGUCCGAGGAAAAUUAUGGAGUAGAACGUAGAGAGGAGAAUGUAGACAACAGGGAAAAUGUAGACGAACAUCAGUAUCUAGAGACCAAUCAGAAACUUGUCGCUCUGCGAAAAGACAACUUGCAAUACAAGCAAACAAACAGUCUUUUGAAGCGAAAGCUUCAAGAAAUGAUAUCCGCUUGGGAAGCUGAGAAAAAGGUGUUCGAGAAUAUGGUGCAAAAUGAGCGACAUGUUUGGGAAAAUGAGAGAAAGGCUUGGGAUAUCAGAGCUUGCACAUUUCUUCAGCAACAUGAGCAGUUAGAAAGACAGCACGAUCACCUAGAAAAAGAUCAUCAGGCACUGAAGGAUGAACUCGAGAACACCAAGUCAUUAUUACACAAGGCUGGACUUGGGAUUCGGCUGCCGGUGCGCAACGUGAGAGAGUUAACGGAUGGAGACGUGGACAUGAGAUCAGUGCCACCAUCUAGGGGCCAUUCCUAGCUCCGAGCGUCCGAGCGUGCCUGAUUCUAUCAGCACGCGCACUUCCUUCAAGGGUGCCCGAGCAUUUUCAAGAUUUUGUACUCCAGUUUCCAAGAUCGUGUAGGACAUGAGUUUUUGAUGAGUUACGCUUUUUGAGCAUCAUCUGUACCUCAACAUUUAAGCUGUAUUGUUGUAGAUAAAUUCAUACAUGUACAAGUAUUUGUAUUAUAAGGCUUGAUGAAG